This is a messenger RNA of Aspergillus thermomutatus, 1581 nucleotides long. RefSeq lists its product as uncharacterized. Gene Ontology annotation, biological process: DNA alkylation repair; regulation of DNA-templated transcription. The transcript has a single exon. The coding region runs from base 1 to 1581 and encodes 526 amino acids. The record is from RefSeq and is a predicted model, not a curated record. Gene Ontology annotation, cellular component: nucleus. NCBI's taxonomy places the organism in Eukaryota, Fungi, Ascomycota, Eurotiomycetes, Eurotiales, Aspergillaceae.
AUGUCCGAGAAGAAGAGAGAUGGAGCAUUACGGAACUUUCCUAAGAGGGAAAAGAGGCCUCCUCUGACACAUUUUCUGUGCCUUCCGCUGGUGAACGACAUCUCCCUACCUCAGCUGGAAUCAUCUUUAUCAACAUUCAAAACUGCCAUUCCGUCGGUUUCGCAUUCAGAUGAUAAUGGCUCCGUACAAAAGCAAGUUUCUGCUGAACGGCCGCUCAUCCCUGAUGGCGCGGUGCGUCCCAUCGGCACUCUCCAUCUAACGCUUGGAGUGAUGAGUCUUCCUACGAAAGAACGGCUGGAAGAAGCAAUCCAGUUCUUUCACUCACUCGACUUGGCAUCCAUGAUGCAUGAGGCAGAGGAGAUUGCUAAGAAAUCGAAACGGUACCGGAAAAGGAGUUCGACGCCUCGACAUCAGUCUGACUUUACAGGCGCAGUGGGAGAGCGUGAGGACUCUCAUUCGUCAAGACGACUGGAGCAUGAAGGGGACUCUGCUUCCGCCAUCGUCUCACGAGACACCUACGAACCAUUGACCAUUUCUCUUGAAUCCUUACAUGCGCUUCCAAGGGCGCGCGCGGCUACCGUCCUUCAUGCUGCUCCUGUGGAUUCCACGUCUCGCCUCUAUCCCUUUUGCGUACUGCUGCGGAACAAGUUCUUAGAAGCAGGGUUCUUGCAGGGCGAACAUAUCAAGAAUGAGCCAGGCUCAGGCGAGAAUGAGCCCCAGAAGUCACCCGAAGAAGUAGGAUCGGACCCCGGCGACGCAACGGGUACAAUACACCGAGCUGAACCAAAUCUAACACAAGGCCAUCAGUCUCAUGCGGAUGCCCCAAUCGAGAAUCAUACAGCUCUCCUUCAAGAAAUGCCCGUCGAUUUGGCGGACGAGUCCGCACAAGCACAUUCGAAAACGCGCAAACCCAUCACGACCACGGUCGUCGCCUCCGUGCAAACGAAGUCUAAGCUCAAAGUUCGACCGCUUCUCCUUCAUGCUACGGUAGUGAAUACUAUCUAUGUCCGUGGUCGUCGGCGAGGAGCAGGCCCUGAAAACAGCGGUAACCGCCGAAACAAUCAACACACCUUCGAUGCACGGGACAUUCUUGCUCACUACCGAGACUAUUACCUCGAUAGCCAAAGGGCAACACCACGAUCUUCUGCCAUUACAUUGACCUCCCACCUCAAGGAAACAGAAAGGCAUCAAAUCGCUAACAACGGGACUGGUACCGAAAGUGGGUCAAAUUCCGCCAGUACAGAUGGCAGUAGCAGCGAAAUGCAAAAUUCGCCCCCAGAAAAGAAGAAAAUGUCAUCUGCGAAGAGGGUAGCCACAUUCCCUUUCGUUUGGGCACAGGACUUCCCCCUAGAGACAAUCUCUAUAUGUGAGAUGGGCGCAAAGAAGCUUGAUCCUGACGAUAGUGGGGUGAAUGCACGUCUGGGAGAAAAAUACAGAGUUGUAGCAGAAAGGCGCCUGGAUUUCACAUCUUCGAAGGACCCAAAAUUAAUCGCUGAGGGCAAAGCUUGCCUCCAGGAUAACCAAGAAUCUAAUGACCUUGGCAGCAGUGAUGGGAGUGUUGAGGGCGGCGUUAAAAUCUAG